UCAGAUUCUUCUGAUUGCGCCGAUCCUUGUCUAAAAAUUCUAAGGCUGGUCUCUGGGCUACCACGAGAGCAGAGGUUAGAGGUUAGGUGAAGUAGGCUGUUUCAUACGUAAGCGGGAGCAGGAAUUCAAAGUAGUUAGAAUCGAGGGAUGAUGUCAGAUUUAGUAUUUAGAGCAAGGCUUUAAGUAUUUAUAUUUGAUAGCUGUCAGUCUUCCUUCCUGCACCCGCAAUAGCUCAAUUUAAAUACACACGAUGCACCGUUUGACUGUCUGCAACUACAAGACUUUUGAGGGAGCAAUGGAGUUUACGGAGCUAAGAGAAGCCAUAGAGAAGAUUCAGUUGGUGGACGGCCAUGCUCACAACAUAGUCGCCCUUGACUCCACCUUUCCUUUCGUCAAUUCCUUCUCUGAAGCUCACGGUGACGCCUUGUCUGACGCUCCUCACUCCCUUUCCUUCAAGAGGAAUUUGAGGAAUAUUGCUGAAUUGUAUGGCUGUGAAUCAACUUUGCAAGUCGUUGAAGAAUAUCGCAGAUCCUCAGGGUUGGAAUUCAUUAGCUCUGUAUGCUUUAAAACUGCGAAUAUCUCAGCUGUACUCAUUGAUGAUGGAUUAAAGUUGGACAAGAAGCAUGACCUUGAAUGGCAUAAAAGUUAUGUUCCAUUUGUUGGUAGAGUAUUGCGCAUUGAAAGUCUGGCAGAGGAGAUUCUAGAUCAAGAGAUGCCAGAUGGAUCUGAUUGGAGAUUGGAUACGUUCACUGAAACAUUUUUGGAAACCUUGAGGUCAUUUGCUGAUAAAAUUGUUAGCUUGAAAAGCAUAGCUGCAUAUCGUAGUGGUUUAGAAAUUAAUACUCAAGUGACUAAAGAAGAUGCUGAGGAAGGUCUUACUGAAGUUUUAAGUGUUGGAAAGCCAGUCCGCAUCACAAAUAAAAGCCUUAUUGACUACUUAUUCAUACGUAGUUUGGAGGUUGCUGUAUGUUUUGACUUGCCAUUGCAAAUACACACGGGCUUUGGAGACAAAGAUUUGGAUUUACGGAUGGCCAAUCCCCUUCAUCUCCGAAAACUUCUUGAGGACAAGAGGUUUUCUAGAAGCCAUAUAGUGCUGUUACAUGCAUCAUACCCAUUUUCAAAAGAAGCCUCAUAUCUAGCAUCUGUCUAUAAACAGGUGUACCUUGACUUUGGGUUGGCUAUUCCUAAGUUAAGUGUUCAUGGGAUGAUCUCCUCGAUCAAAGAACUUUUAGAGCUAGCCCCAAUAAAGAAGGUCAUGUUCAGCACCGAUGGCUAUGCAUGUCCAGAAACUUUCUAUUUAGGUGCAAAAAAGGCACGCGAAGUUGUCUUCUCUGUCCUAUGCGAUGCAUGCAUUGAUGGUGAUCUCUCUGUUGUUGAAGCUAUUGAAGCAGCUGAAGAUAUUUUUGCUCAAAAUGCAAUCUACUUUUACAAAAUUAAGUUACGUGUAAAGUCUAAUGAUUCUAAGCUUAAUGUGCAUCUCAAUAAUAUGAAAGAGACUGACGUCUCUGAAAAUGAUGUUUCACUUGUUCGCAUUAUCUGGGUUGAUGCUUCUGGACAACACAGAUGUCGUGUUGUUCCAAUAAAACGCUUCAAUGAUGUUGUUAAAAAGAAUGGUGUUGGUUUGACAUUUGCAUGCAUGGGAAUGAGUUCAGCUGUUGAUGGUCCGGCUGACGAGACUAAUUUGACUGGAACGGGUGAGAUCAGAUUGAUGCCUGAUUUAUCAACUAGAUGGAGAAUUCCAUGGGAAAGCCAAGAGGAGAUGGUUUUGGCAGACAUGCAUCUUAAACCCGGUGAACCUUGGGAAUAUUGCCCCAGAGAGGCCUUACGGAGGGUUUCAAAGGUUCUGAUAGAAGAAUUUAACUUGGUGAUGAAUGCUGGGUUUGAAAAUGAGUUUUAUCUCUUGAAGAGUGUACUGAGGGAAGGGAAAGAAGAAUGGGUACCGAUUGACUCAACACCAUACUGCUCUUCGUCAGGAUACAAUGCUGUUUCUUCUAUAUUUCAUGAAGUAGUGGCUGAUCUUCACUCCUUAAAUAUUGCAGUGGAGCAGUUACAUCCUGAAGCUGGGAAAGGUCAGUUUGAAAUUGCUCUGGGGCAUACUGCUUGUACAAAAGCUGCAGACAAUUUGAUUUUCACACGUGAAGUUGUGAGGGCUGUUGCAAGGAAACAUGGGCUGUUGGCAACAUUUGUACCAAAGUAUGCUUUAGAUGAUAUCGGUUCUGGAUCCCAUGUCCAUUUGAGUUUGUGGCAGAAUGGAGAAAAUGUUUUUAUGGCAUCUGGUGGAUCCAAUCGCCAUGGAAUGUCUAGUAUUGGCGAGGAGUUUAUGGCAGGCGUUUUGCAUCACCUUCCUUCACUUUUGGCUUUUACGGCCCCUGUUCCAAAUAGUUAUGAUCGAAUACAACCCAAUACAUGGAGUGGAGCGUACCAGUGCUGGGGAAAAGAAAAUAGGGAAGCUCCAUUGAGAACCGCAUGCCCGCCUGGAACUCAGGAUGGUCUGGUGAGCAACUUUGAAAUAAAAUCCUUUGAUGGCUGUGCCAAUCCACAUCUGGGCUUGGCUGCUAUAAUUGCUAGUGGCAUUGAUGGCCUCCGCAGGCAUCUUCGUCUUCCUGAACCUAUAGAUGCAAAUCCUGCUAGUCUUGAUAUAAAACUUCAAAGACUGCCUAAGUCACUCUCUGAAUCUCUAGAAGCUCUCAAGAAAGAUGAUUUCUUGCAUAAAUUAAUAGGUGAAAAGCUUUUGGUUGCCAUAAAAGGAGUUCGUAAGGCUGAAAUCAACUACUACUCAAAAGAUAAGGAAGCAUACAAGCAACUUAUACAUCGCUACUGAGCUUAUUUUCUUGUUGGGCAGAAUGAGGGCUCUGGGAAUCCUUUCUCCUGAUUGGUUUCUCUUUAGCUCAACAUGUUAUGUUAAGGCUUAAACUUAUUUGAUAACUUCAACACCACUGCCAGGCCGAUAACAUAAUUGAUUCAUCAGCGUAUAGCGUUUUGUAUUUAUAAUUGACAAGAAAGUAUUUCGACCAUAGUUUUUUAAACCCUUGAAUCGUGCAUUAGCUUUCAUUCAUCCUAUUACAUUGUUGUAUAUGUGAUAGUAACCCACCCAUAUUAUUACUAUAGAACCAAUUACAGUGGACAACAAGAGGUGCCAACUCAAUAAAGAUGCUUUUUCUCCUGAUGA
Messenger RNA from Mangifera indica (mango), 3169 nucleotides. RefSeq names its product protein fluG. Gene Ontology annotation, molecular function: glutamine synthetase activity; hydrolase activity. The coding region runs from base 251 to 2821 and encodes 856 amino acids. The transcript is spliced from 18 exons. The record is from RefSeq and is a predicted model, not a curated record. NCBI's taxonomy places the organism in Eukaryota, Viridiplantae, Streptophyta, Magnoliopsida, Sapindales, Anacardiaceae.